Symbiodinium sp. CCMP2592 is the source of this 1467-nucleotide messenger RNA. The record is from the annotation of a GenBank genome assembly. Lineage: Eukaryota; Dinophyceae; Suessiales; Symbiodiniaceae.
AUGGAGUGGGGUUGCCCUUGUUGUGUGCCACUGGACUUCGAAGCCGAUGUGGCCGAGGCAGAUGGGGAUCUUAGGGGCCCUGAGCGCUUUCUUCGCUCCAAGCGGAGGUUGAAGAGAGGGCCGAGGUCGAUGCUGCCGAGGCCGCCUCCGCUGAUGUCCCAGGCAUGCGCCUCCACGGCCCCGACGCUUCCGGAAGAGCCGGAAGAGCACCCCGAGGAAGCAGAGGAAACACCAAAGGACCGCAGGAACGUCGUUGCCAUUGGGCUGAACCGCUUCGAAGGAAGCGGCGGUUUGCAGCCACAGCCCGACUGGGAGCAACUGACGGACAGGGUGGUUUGCAUACUGGCACAAAACCCCUCGUCCUUCACGUUGAAUGGAACCAACUGUUACUUGGUUGGUACGGGCCGUCGACGCAUCUUAGUCGACACAGGAGAGCAGCACUUCGGAGCCGAAGCUUUCAUGCAAAACUUAAGCGCAUGCCUUGCGGAGCUCGGAGUGGAAGGUUUAGAUGGGAUUGUAAUUACGCAUAUGCACCACGAUCACUACGGCAAUGUCGGCCGGCUGCAGGAGAAGUAUGGUCCGAUCCCUGUGUACUCGCGAGAAUUUUCCAGUGCAUCCUUCGCAUUAAUUUCAGAGCUGUCAAAGCGAGACCAGCUGAGAUAUCUGCAGGGCUUUGACGGCAGACCGAGAUACAAUCCACUCAAAGACAGUGCGCCGAAGGUGUUGCCCGACUCGCUCGACUUGGCAUGGGCAGCAGACAGAGUCAAAUACAUGCCAGGCAAGAACAUUGCUGAGAAGCUCCAGUGGCAGUUCUAUUUCGUUUGGAAUUCUCAGGACCUGCUUGAUCGCCUUCGCAGCGGAGAGUAUCCUUGGCAAGCACUGGACACUGGAGACGUUAUUUCCACCGAAGGGGCGACGCUGACCGCUUUACAUAUGCCGGGACAUUCGGAGGACCAUAUGUGCUUCUUGCUUGAAGAGGAGCAUUCCCUUUUUUCCGGAGACCAUGUCCUGGGUUGGGGAACGACUUUUGUCGUGGAGAUGAAAGAUUACAUGGAGUCUUUGAGGAAGAUGCUUCACAUGCACCCGAUCAGUCUAUUCCCUGGCCAUGGUGGGCACAUCAGAGAUGGAGUUGACCUCCUUCAGCGCUACAUCUCCCAUAGGCAGAAGCGAGAAGAACAAGCAUGGCAAGCUCUUGUAAAGCGCUCCGAGCCGGUGAGGAUAGAAGAAAUAGUCCGAGAGCUCUAUCCAAAGACACCUUACGAUCGGAUGUGGAUGGCGAAAAGCAACAUAGAGGUGCUUUUCCGAAAAUUCGUGGCAGAUGGGGCCGCAGCUGUGUGGAAACCUGAGAUCACGUACAUGGAAGCAUGCCGGCUGCGAAGAAUCAAAGUUUUGCCCAGCGGCUAUGUCGAGCGCAAUCUUCCAGAUGCGUAUGUGUGGGCAGCUCGGCGUUCCAUGGCCAAGCUUUGA